This is a messenger RNA of Arachis duranensis, 363 nucleotides long. The record is from the annotation of a RefSeq genome assembly. Lineage: Eukaryota; Viridiplantae; Streptophyta; Magnoliopsida; Fabales; Fabaceae.
AUGUUUUUGCUUUACGACUAUGAUAUUUUUUGGGCAUUUCUAAUAAUAUCCAGUCUUAUUCCUAUUUUGGCAUUUCUAAUUUCUGGAAUUUUAGCCCCGAUUAGCAAAGGGCCUGAAAAACUUUCUAGUUAUGAAUCGGGAAUAGAACCAAUGGGUGAUGCUUGGUUACAAUUUCGAAUCCGUUAUUAUAUGUUUGCUCUAGUUUUUGUUGUUUUUGAUGUUGAAACGGUUUUUCUUUAUCCCUGGGCAAUAGGUUUUGAUAUAUUGGGGAUAUCCGUAUUUAUAGAAGCUUUAAUUUUCGUGCUUAUCCUAAUUGUUGGUUCAGUUUAUGCAUGGCGAAAAGGAGCAUUAGAAUGGUCUUAA